Messenger RNA from Triticum turgidum subsp. durum (durum wheat), 2259 nucleotides. NCBI's taxonomy places the organism in Eukaryota, Viridiplantae, Streptophyta, Magnoliopsida, Poales, Poaceae. The record is from the annotation of a GenBank genome assembly.
AUGGAGAUGGACGCGACGGAGAGGCUGCGGUGGCGCUUCUCGGACGGCGGCCUCACCGAUCUGCUCGACGCCCGCAGCCUCCACGGCUCCCCCGACAUUGGAAAGAGAAUGCAGUUCCAUUCUUCUCUAGUACAAAGGCUUGCUUUAGAAAAGGAGAUUGAGGGUCACGUAGGUUGCGUGAAUGCUAUUGCAUGGAACUCAAGUGGCUCACUUCUGAUAUCAGGAUCAGAUGACACUAGAGUCAACAUCUGGAAUUAUGCUAAUCAAGAGCUGUUGCAUGAAAUUGAUACUGGACAUUCAGCAAAUGUAUUUUGCACAAAAUUUGUACCGGAAACAUGUGAUGAAGUAGUAGUUUCAGGAGCAGGAGAUGCUGAGGUUCGUGUUUUCAAUUUGUCUCGUUUAAGUGGCACAAGGCCUAGGGAGAUUUCCAUGGAGCCAGCUGCAGUUUACCAAUGUCACUCAAGGAGGGUCAAGAAACUAGCUGUCGAAGGUGGCAACCCUAAUGUAGUGUGGAGUGCAAGUGAGGAUGGUACUGUAAGACAGCAUGAUUUUAGGGAAUGCAGUUCCUGUCCUCGUGCAGGAUUGGUUAAUCAGGAAUGCCGUAACGUGCUUCUAGAUCUACGAUGUGGAGGAAAGAAGUCUUUAGCUGAUCCUCCCAGACAACCGCUGUCGUUUAAGUCUUGUGAUAUAAGCUCAGUUCGUCCCCAUCAGCUCCUUGUUGGUGGGAGUGAUGCGUUUGCCCGGCUGUACGAUAGGAGAAUGCUUCCACCAUUGAGCUCAUGUCAAACAAGAAGGAAGCCACCGCCUUGUAUAAAAAUGUUCUGUCCAUUGCACCUUGCUGAGAAUAGGAAGUCAAAUUUGCACCUUACCCAUGUUGCGUUCAGCCCGAAUGGGAAUGAGGUUCUUUUGAGUUACAGUGGUGAACAUGUAUAUCUAUUUGAUGUCGACCCAGACAAUACGAGUCCAGUGAGAUACACAGCAGAUGAUGUACGUGAUCAGUUAUGUUUACUGCCUUUUCACAAGGAACCAAGAAAACAAAAGUCAAAACGGGAUAAGUUUCCAGCUAAGAGAAAUUUGUGUAGGGUAGAUAUGUUGAAGAAACUUAUGCAAGUCGUGAUAAAAUCUCUGGAGACUGGCACAAACCUAAUGCAUGGCAUUGAAGCAUGCUGUGAAAUACUUGAGGCCCUGGAAUCUGAUAUUGAUGAUAGCACGAGACAUGAUUGUUUGUGUACCCGUGCAGGAUUGUACCUAAAGCGGAGGUGGAAAAAUGAUGUUUACAUGGCUAUUCGGGAUUGCAACGAAGCAAGGAGUAUUGACUUUGCAUCGUUCCAGGCACACUUGUUCAUGGCUGAUGCACUGUUACAGUUAGGAAGACUGAAGGAAGCAUGUGAAUAUGCAGAAGCUGCACAUAGUCUUGUUCCACCAAAUUCGGUGUCUGCGGAACAGGUGGAAAAUAUAAAGAAGCGACUUGCUGCUGCUGAACUUGAGAAAAAUAAAAAAGAUCAACAAGGAAAUACUAACACUGAUGCGCGGCAUGGACGGUUACGGUCAUUGAGUGAUCUACUGUUCAGAUCAGAUGUUAGUGGGUCAUCAUCACAGGAGGGCCGAGAAGAUUCAGAUUACGAUGAUGAGAUGGAGUUAGACUUUGAUACAUCAGUAUCGGGUGAUGAAAGCCGUGAUAGUGAUCCAGGUGCUGUUCGAGGUAGCUUACGUCUAAAAUUGCACCGAAGAGAGGACAAAACUAAUGAGCAGACUGUUGGGAAUGGAUCAGCUGAGUCCACUUGUAAUGGCGAUUCUGCCUAUGAGCCGGAUGUUGCCAUUGAUAUGAAACAAAGAUAUGUUGGGCACUGCAACGUGGGGACAGAUAUAAAGCAAGCUAGCUUUCUUGGUGAACAAGGGGAAUUUAUUGCCAGCGGAAGUGAUGAUGGUAGAUGGUUCAUAUGGGAGAAAAGAACAGGAAGGCUUGUUAAAAUGCUUGCAGGGGAUGGAGCUGUUGUGAACUGUAUACAGUCUCAUCCCUAUGAUUGUGCUGUUGCGACGAGUGGAAUUGACAAUACAAUAAAGUUAUGGACACCGGACGCAGAAGGUACUUCUAUGGUUGAUGGACCAGAAAUUGAUGUGUUAAGUGCCAUAGAGAACAAUCAGAAGAAGUUAUGCCGCAACCGUGAAACUUUGUUGCCCUUUGAGUUUUUGGAACGAUUUGGGGCGCAUGAAUUUGCUGAAGGAAGCUUGCAUCCUUUAGAGUGUGCGCAGACUUGA